UUUAAAUCUCCAAAAACCCUCGCAUAUUCUCUUCGUAGAAGUCUCUAGAACCCACCUUUUGUUCCCCUUAAUCCUCGUUUCUCCAAACUACCUGAGUGUCAUCCCUCCGCUGAUCUGAGCGCAGACCUCCAUUUCUUCCUUCUUUCGAGUCCUUUUGAUCCUUCCCUCUGUUCUCUGUUUUUAAUUGAUCCCUCAUGGAUGAGGAUUUUGAUAUCCCUGCGGCGGCUGACAUGAAUGACGACUUGGAUUUUCCUGAUGAAACCGUUGCUCUCAAGGUUGGGGAGGAGAAAGAAAUUGGAAAUCAGGGGUUGAAGAAGAAGCUUUUGAAGGAAGGUGAAGGAUGGGUCACUCCUGAAAAUGGCGAUGAGGUUGAAGUUCACUAUACUGGGACUUUGCUUGAUGGGACUCAGUUUGAUUCGAGCCGCGAUCGUGGAACUCCGUUCAAGUUCACUCUUGGCCAAGGACAAGUGAUUAAAGGAUGGGAUCUGGGUAUCAAAACAAUGAAAAAGAGUGAAAAAGCUCUUUUUACCAUUCCUCCUGACUUGGCAUACGGUGAAUCUGGAUCCCCACCAACCAUUCCUCCUAGUGCUACAUUGCAGUUUGAUGUUGAGCUACUAUCUUGGACAAGCGUCAAGGACAUAUGCAAGGAUGGAGGAAUAUUCAAGAAGAUCCUAACUGAAGGACAGAAAUGGGAAAAUCCAAAAGACCUUGAUGAAGUGCUAGUUAAUUUUGAAGCUAAGCUGGAAGAUGGAACACUUGUUGCAAAAGCAGAUGGAGUGGAAUUCACCGUUCGUGAUGGUUACUUUUGCCCUGCUCUUGCAAAGGCUGUAAAAACCAUGAAGCUAGGUGAAAAGGCACUCCUCACGGUGAAACCACAAUAUGGGUUUGGGGAGAAGGGUAAACCAGCCUCUAGCAAUGAAGGUGCAGUUCCACCAAAUGCAUCUCUCGAUAUUACACUAGAGUUGGUAUCUUGGAAGACUGUUUCAGAAGUUACCCCUGACAAGAAGGUUAUCAAGAAAAUUCUGAAAGAAGGAGAAGGGUAUGAGAAGCCAAACGAUGGCACUGUCGUCAAAGUGAAAUUGGUUGGGAAGUUGGGAGAUGGAAAGAUAUUUUUGAAGAAGGGAUAUGGUGAUGGUGAAGAGCCAUUUGAGUUUAAAACAGAUGAAGAACAAGUGAUUGAUGGCCUCGAUAAAGCUGUGGCAACAAUGAAGAAAGGUGAGACAGCCCUGCUGACUAUAGCACCUGAGUAUGCUUUUGGUUCAUCUGAGUCAAAACAGGAGUUAGCUGUAGUUCCUCCAAACUCGACUGUGUAUUACGAAGUUGAACUAGUGGCUUUUGACAAGGAGAAGGAAUCAUGGGAUAUGAAUACCCAGGAAAAGAUUGAAGCUGCUGGUAAAAAGAAGGAAGAAGGAAAUGUGUUGUUUAAGGCUGGAAAAUUUGCCAGAGCCUCCAAGAGAUAUGAGAAGGCUGUGAAGUUCAUUGAACACGAUUCUUCCUUUAGCGAAGAAGAGAAAAAACAGGCUAAAGCAUUGAAGGUUGCAUGCAAUUUGAACGAUGCAGCUUGUAAAUUGAAGCUAAAGCUGUACAAGGAGGCAGAGAAAUUGUGCACCAAGGUACUGGAACUCGAAAGUUCAAAUGUUAAAGCUCUUUAUAGAAGGGCUCAAGCAUAUAUCCAACUAGCUGAUUUGGAUUUGGCAGAAGUUGACAUCAAGAAAGCUCUCGAAAUCGAUCCAAAUAACAGGGAUGUGAAAUUGGAGUACAAAACUCUAAAGGAGAAGGUGAAGGAAUACAACAAGAAGGAUGCCAAGUUUUACGGCAACAUGUUUGCCAAAAUGAAUAAGUGAGAAGAAUCAGUCUAUAAUCCCCAGGAGUAAGCAGAAACGUUAGGCCUGGGAGUUUGAUUUUCAGUUUGGUGGUUCGAGGGAACUGGAGUGGUUUUCUUUGUAUCUCACUCACUAGUUUAUAACUUGAGGUUUUGAGUUCUGAACUUAAAUCAGUGGAUGGUUCCUUCUGGUUUCAAAGUGAGAUUAUAACCAUUUGAUUAUAUAAUUAAGUUGCCCAACUCA
This is a messenger RNA of Cucurbita moschata (crookneck pumpkin), 2066 nucleotides long. Its product is annotated as peptidyl-prolyl cis-trans isomerase FKBP62-like. The coding region runs from base 195 to 1844 and encodes 549 amino acids. The record is from RefSeq and is a predicted model, not a curated record. The transcript has 12 exons. Gene Ontology annotation, molecular function: protein binding; peptidyl-prolyl cis-trans isomerase activity. NCBI's taxonomy places the organism in Eukaryota, Viridiplantae, Streptophyta, Magnoliopsida, Cucurbitales, Cucurbitaceae.